This is a messenger RNA of Suillus subalutaceus, 1677 nucleotides long. RefSeq names its product cytosol aminopeptidase family, catalytic domain-containing protein. Gene Ontology annotation, molecular function: metalloaminopeptidase activity; manganese ion binding. Gene Ontology annotation, cellular component: cytoplasm. The coding region runs from base 1 to 1677 and encodes 558 amino acids. The record is from RefSeq and is a predicted model, not a curated record. NCBI's taxonomy places the organism in Eukaryota, Fungi, Basidiomycota, Agaricomycetes, Boletales, Suillaceae. The transcript has 21 exons. Gene Ontology annotation, biological process: proteolysis.
AUGGCUCAGCAGAUGCUGUUGGCGCAGAAACCUGCCAAGGUUGCACGCCCCAUCUCUUCUAUAGGACUCCUGCGUUCGACACAACUGCACUUGUGUCACUUGGACGAGAUCGUUCGUAAGGCCAUUGCCAGUGGUAUAAACUUGAAGAGUGUUAAGGGACUUAGUGAUGGUGCUUCUUAUGCUGUUAUCGAUGCAUCAACAAAUCCUCAUGCUGCUGUACUUCUCCAAGGUGUCGCUGCUCACUUGGCACUAUACAACUUCUCGUUCAAAACAUCACCUCCAUCGGCGUUCGACCCAUGGGGCACGGCUGGCGUGCAGAAUAUUUUUAAAAAAACUCCACAAAUACCGAGUUUGCCGACUGGGAUCAUGAACCUGUCAAGAACAUUAAUGGAAUUGCCCGUGAAUAUGAUGACACGUACUGCGUUCUGCGAGCGCGCCAAAACAGAGUUUAUCGGUAUCCCUAACGUGGAGAUCAUUGUUCGUAACGAAGCCUGCGAGGUUCCUCUAGAUUAUCUUUUACAGUUUGAUGGUUGUAAAAGUCACUACAAGGACGCCUGUUCAAAAGACGCACAACCUCUUGCUUUCGUGGGCAAGGGCAUCUCUUUCGGCAUCGGAGGAACCAGAUUGAAACCUUCAGCACUAAGACCAUCGCUCUUCAACUGGAAGGACAUGAAGCUGAUGCGCGGCGACAUGGGCAUAAUCCGAACUGAGCUUGAAAUCGUAUCAUCUCUACUCGCGAUCGCUCAGCUUCAACUCCCAAUCAAUCUUGUCACCGUCACUCCAAUUUGUGAAAACUUGCCCGGCCCCAAAGCCAUCAAGCCAGACGAUGUAAUCUACGCUAUAAUGAUCAAUCCACCAUGGGUGCGACUUCUCAUUGAUGUUUUCCGACAACCCCUCUUCGCCUCCCGGUACCCAUUCCAAGGGAGAUCAACAAACGUGACCAGUAAAACGAGCAAAGAACUGACGUUCAGCAUGCGUAUUCAGGAGGGAGCUGCAGUGGUAUCUGGGGUUGGAUUUGAGGAGUUGCUGAGGAAGACACUGCCGGCGUAUCCAGUUCCGGAACUAGAGAUGGAGACAAGACCGUCGGCAAUGAUGGUCGCUUUUGAUGGGGAUGAAGGAGGACGCGGCAUCCCACCUAAAUUCGAGAUCAGGACGCAAGCCUCGCAAAUAUGCCGAGUUCUAACCCGUGCUGCCAGAUCACUGUUAUCGGAGGGCCUCUCGUCGUACCUCACGUUUGUCCAGACUCGAGGCGUGCAAGGUGUACAAAGAAGGGUAUCGACUGUGGGAACAGCACAGCUGUCAAUCGCACACUUGGUCUUUGGAGGUCUAACAAAAGUCCAAACCGGUGCUGUGGAGACUGCGGCAUCUAUUCGUGACGCGUUAUUUUCCAGGUUGACUGGUGCUCUGAAGGGACCAUCGACCUUAUUCUUAUUCCCCUUGCAUUUAGAAGUUUUUUUGGGAGUACUUGAAGAGUUCGGAUGGGUCAAUUUCGGUUUCUUUGGUGACCGAGAGUUUGAAGAAGUUGUUAUAGGUUGGCUGGAUCUUGAAGCUACUAUCAUCUUGGAGGGUGGCGCCGGAGGGGUCUUGGACAUUCCGGAUAUUGGUGGGGAUACAGAGGUAAAUGACGCGGGCAAUGCGGCAGAGUGGAGGAUUAGCGUCUCACCGCCGCUACGAUGA